UAUAAUAGAGAGAGAAGACAUGAGGCGUUCGAUAUGAUCCUGAAUUCCUGAUGGAAACGUGAAAUAAAAUUCAACGGUGGGAUGGGUUCAUUUCCUUAAACCCUAGCUAGGUUCGGGAGCUAUAAAAGACAGAACGUGUCUCCAAUCAUUCUUCUCAAGUAAAUUUGGUUUCUGUGUCAGAUCUCAGAACAGCCGUUUCUUUCUCGUGAGCUGAGAAUAUAUCUCUGCGCAUAGUUCAAGGAAUCCAUCGCUCAAAUCUGCUAAUGGCUGCUACUGCUCGUGUCUUACCUAUAAGUAAUGAGAAAUUUAAGAAGACUUUGAGUUGGCCUAUGAGUAGCUGCGCUUCCUUGUCUAUGGAGAAAGUUGUAUCCAGUGUUGCACGUCGCACGAGUCCUGAUCGUAAUAUUUGUGUCUACAUUAGUAAUGGUGUUCCUUUUUUUUAUGGCCCCCAUGAAACGAAGGAUAGAAUAGCUUCCUUGAAUGAAUUUGUACGGUCUAGCAGUACUCCUGAUGAUGCCCCUGAAGCGAUUAUAGUUGCUGCCUUGAAACAACGUGGGUCUGGGAAAUAUACAGCACCCAUAGGAAUGGGUGCUGCUAAUUAUCCUCCUAUGGUUAUUAAUGAUGAUAAUGGGAAGGCCUGCAAGGUUGUUGAUUGGGAUAAAGAGUUGGGAAAAAUUUAUAAGGCGAGAACUAUGAAUGGUAAGGCUUCUCCAAGUGCUCCUCCCUUCUGGUAUGAUAAUUUUGGAAAGGAUACACCUGCUGCUAGUGCUUCUUCUUAUGGAUAUCCUUCUGUCUUGAAUGAAGAUCAUGAUGAUGAUGGGAUUGUGACAGUGUCAUUCAGUAAUAAUCGCUACUGCUGCAUCGGUGGAAAUGGUGGUGGUGAAAGUAGCAGUGAGGCCAGUACUGCUUAUUCUUUUAAGAAUGCCAUUGUCAAGGACAGUGAUGAGGCAAGUAGUACUGGGCGUGGAAGUACUGCCCCCAAAAAAAUGAAGAAAAAGGAUAACAAUUUCGACACUGGCGUUGACUGUAUGGCUGGUUUCGGAGGUUGCGUACCUUUCAAGUUCAAAAUAUGGGUGAAAAGAAGCAAAGACGUCUAUGCCAUAGAUGGCUAAUCAAACUGCCGCAAGCUAGCUAGCUUCUGGCUUAGGCAAAUCGCUUUGCUUCUUGUGUGAUCUCUGUAAUCUUCUCAAUUUCCUUCACGUUCUAUAGUCUCUUUCAUUAUUUUUUCUCUGUUCUAUAGUACUUGGAAUUAUAUUGGAUGAUGAACACUUUUUAUCAUUUUAAAUAUAUUUUCUCCUGCUCUUGUGGCUUA
Molecule: messenger RNA, 1312 nt
Organism: Lotus japonicus
Lineage: Eukaryota; Viridiplantae; Streptophyta; Magnoliopsida; Fabales; Fabaceae
Exons: 2
Coding region: 264-1112 (282 amino acids)
Source: RefSeq, a predicted model, not a curated record